Messenger RNA from Williopsis jadinii, 1006 nucleotides. RefSeq lists its product as uncharacterized. The record is from RefSeq and is a predicted model, not a curated record. Lineage: Eukaryota; Fungi; Ascomycota; Saccharomycetes; Phaffomycetales; Wickerhamomycetaceae. The transcript has a single exon. The coding region runs from base 217 to 828 and encodes 203 amino acids.
CCGAUACCCUCGUGGCCCAAAAUGGCACCCGGACCGGUCUCUGGAACAUCACCUUUCAGGAUGUGCAGGUCACUACCGCAGAUGGUGGUGGCAGUAAGCUUGACAAUGGCGUCUGUUGGACGGGACACCGUUGGAAUCGCAACCUGCUUAAGGGCUCUGAUCCCUGGACCUCCGUAGACAAGUGCUUUCAUAGACAUUUUCGGCUGAUAUAACUGUAUGCGUUCAAUUGGCUGGACUCAAUAUGGCGAGACAAUACAAUGGACGGGAACUGAGAAGAUGCUGAGAAAGGGUGUAAGAGGGAGAACGGCGAAAGACUGCCUUUAUAUACCAGAAAAGGCCACCCCUCCCUUCUCUAACACCAUGACGUUAAACUUCUCAAUGGCCCACCCGGACUCCCCCAAAUAUAUGGUACCAUCGCCCCUGUGGCCAGCUACAACUCCGAGAUGUUCAUACGUACGCGCAAUGAUUUUAUGGGGAGAGAUUCAUGCACAGAGUGCGGGACAGGCAGAGAAACUGUGUGCGUGGUAUCAAACUGAAGCCUUGGUGUCCCCACCGCUGUCUCGGACUUCAGUGGCGUGUUUCACGGUGGUUGGAGCCCGUUGUACUGAGCCAAUUGGGCAGCACCAAUUGCGUUGUAGCGUCUCCUUGCACCCACGCUCUCCCUCUCUCCCUGCGUCGAUUGAUUACGAUUCGCCUUCACUCCCUUUAGCGUACUUUGGGAGCCCCCCCCCUAGAACUUAUCAUUUCACCCGACCUAUGCGGCUAAUGCCUGUGCUGACCAGGCCCACCAACACCACUGCCACUAUUCCCACGGCUCCCACUGCCUAAUAUGUAAACAUGCUGCUGCUGAGUUAUUGUUAAGGCUGCCACGAACUCCGCAACACCCCAGAAGCACUGGCAACACGCAAAUUAUGCAUAUGACACCACCUGGAAGAGGACACAUCUGGCAGAGGACGCACCUUGGAAACAUGCUUCCAUGGACACAAUGUGCUAAGCCAUUGUGGUA